AUGGCCUCCGACUCCACCUACUUGGCCAUUCCUGGCUCUGUUGCCUUCUCCCGUUCUCGUGGUCGUGCAAUUGCUGCCAGCAUUGGUGCACAGGAUGUCCGUGCCCAAUGGGUUCAUUACGUUUACCUCUCCCAGCCGCUGGACGCUCCCCAACAAGGUGUCUUGGAACAGCUCCUUCACUAUGGCGAUAUCACCGACGUCCCGCCCUCGUUCAGCGCUGAAGAUGGUCCUUCCGAUGUCUUCCACAUCUUCCCCCGCACUGGUACAAUCUCCCCCUGGAGCUCUCAGGCUACCGGUAUCUCCCAUGUUUGUGGUCUGCGCAAAUACGUCAACCGCAUUGAGCGGGGUAUGAAGAUCUCCUGCCUGCGCGCAGGCUCUGGCGAGUACAAGUCGGGAUACCAGGACAUCUUGCACGAUCGGAUGACUCAGGUCAUCAGCGAGGAAGAGCCUGACUUGCACCUGAUGUUCUCUGAGCACAGCCGUCUGCCGCUCGAGACGAUCCCUCUGCACGGAAGUGGCAAAUCUCCCAAGGAGGUCCUGCAGGAGGCAAACAAGCGGCUCGGGUUGGCUCUUGAAGAGUCCGAAAUCGAUUACCUGGCUGAAGCCUAUGGUCCCAAUGGCCCUAUUGCUCGCGACCCGACCGAUGUCGAGCUGUUCAUGUUCGCUCAGGUCAACUCCGAGCAUUGCCGUCAUAAGCAGUUUAACGCAUCGUGGGUCAUCGACGGAAAGCAGAUGCCUAACAGUCUGUUUGCCAUGAUCCGCAACACCCACAAAAAGCAUCCAGAGUACACUGUCAGUGCCUACAGCGAUAACGCUGCUGUCCUUGAAGGAGACGAAUCCGCUUUCUGGGCUCCCAACUCGGCCACUGGUGAAUGGAACCACACUAAGGAACUUGUUCAUUUCCUGGCUAAGGUCGAAACACACAACCACCCCACAGCAGUUUCCCCCUACCCUGGUGCUGCGACCGGAUCUGGUGGUGAGAUUCGUGAUGAAGGUGCCGUGGGCCGGGGUUCGAAGCCCAAGGCUGGUCUCUCUGGUUACUGUGUUUCCGAUCUCCUCAUCCCGGAUCUGAGGCAACCUUGGGAGCUCGAUGUCGGUAAGCCCAACCACAUCGCAAGCAGUCUGGACAUCAUGCUCGAGGCACCCAUCGGUAGUGCUCAUUACAACAACGAGUUCGGACGGCCCUGCAUUUCCGGUUACUUCCGUACCCUCUUGACUGAGAUCGAAGUUGGUAACGGCCAGACCGAGCUCCGCGGCUACCACAAGCCCAUCAUGAUUGCUGGUGGUGUCGGAACUGUUAGACCCGACCAUGCCAUCAAGAAGCCCGAGGCUGUCAAGCCUGGAGCCUUCCUUGUUGUGCUGGGUGGGCCUGCCAUGCUGAUUGGUCUCGGUGGCGGUGCUGCCUCUAGUAUUACCUCUGGUGAAGGAUCUGCCGACCUUGACUUCGCCAGUGUGCAGAGAGGUAACGCUGAAGUUCAGCGCAGGGCUCAGGAAGUGAUCAACGCAUGCACGGCUAUGGGUGACAACAACCCCAUUAAGUUUAUUCAUGAUGUUGGUGCUGGAGGUCUUUCCAAUGCUCUUCCCGAACUGAUCCAUGACUCUGGUCUGGGAGCCACUUUCGAACUUCGUGAGGUGGACAGUGCCGACAAGAGCAUGAGCCCCAUGCAGAUCUGGUGCUGCGAAGCUCAGGAAAGAUAUGUGCUGGCCGUUGGCGAGGAGAGCAUGAACAAGUUCACUGCUAUUGCUCACCGUGAGCGUUGCGGUUUCUCUGUCGUCGGCCGUGGUGGUGGCACGUCGGAGGAAGAGAAGAGGCUUAUUCUCUUGGACAGGGACUCCACUGAGUACCCCAAGCCCAUUGAUCUGCCUCUCUCUGUCCUUUUCGGAAAGCCUCCGAAGAUGACUAGGGUCGUGGAUUCCCGCAAAUUGAAGCUGCCCGCUGUGGAUGCCAUGGCCAUGGGUGAAAAGCCCAGUCUUGCUUUGAUCUCCCCCGCGGCUUCCGCGCGCAUGGCAGUCGCAGAAUCUCUUAUGAACAUUGCUGCCGCUGACCUGGUCGACCGCCUGAGCCGUGUGAAGCUUUCCGCCAACUGGAUGUCGGCUAGCAACCACCCAGGCGAGGGUGCCGCCAUUUAUGAGGCUGUUGAGGCCAUUGGUAUGGAUCUCUGCCCCAAGCUUGGCAUCAGCAUUCCUGUUGGAAAGGACUCUAUGUCCAUGAAGAUGAAGUGGAAGGAUGAGGCUUCUCAGGAAGCCAAAGAGGUUACUGCCCCCAUGUCUCUGGUCAUCACUGCCUUCGCCCCUGUUGGCAACUUCCGGAAGACCUGGACCCCUGCCCUUCGGCGUCCCGAGGAGGUUGGCGAGACUGUUCUCAUGUUCGUUGAUCUUUCUUUCGGUCGGAAGACUCUUGGUGGUUCUGCUCUUGCUCAAGUCUUCAAGCAGGUUGGUGACGAGUGCCCUGACGUGCGUGAUGUUGAGAUCUUCAAGGACUUCUUCGAUGCUACGCAAUCUUUGCAAGACGCCGGUAUCGUUCUGGCCUACCACGAUCGCUCCGACGGUGGUCUGUUCACCACUCUUGCGGAGAUGAUGUUUGCUGGACGCUGCGGUGUUGAGAUCAUGCUCGACAACAUUUGCUCCAGCUCCAGCACCAAGGAUGUUGUGGAGACUCUUUUCACUGAGGAAUUGGGUGCCGUGUUCCAGGUCCGCAAGGAGCACGAAAUUCAGUUCCGCUCUUGCUUUGCCACCUGCGGUCCUCCUGCUGGUCUGAUCCACAAGAUUGGACGUGUCUCCGAGAAGCCGAAGACGAACCUUACCAUCUACCACAAGCACACCCUGGUGUACCGCAACAGUCGCGCCAACCUCCAGCAAACCUGGGCCACCACCUCCUACAACAUGCAGAAGAUCCGUGACAACGCUGCUUGCGCCGAUCAGGAGUUUGCCAGCAUUGCCGACGAUGCCGACCCUGGUCUGUCCUGGAACCUGACCUUCGACCCGAAGGACAAGGCCAUGCCUUUUAUGACCAGUCUGACUCAAAUGUCCCCCUUCAGCAACAAGCCCCGUGUUGCCAUCCUCCGUGAACAGGGUGUAAACAGUCAAGCAGAGAUGGCCUUUGCUUUCAGCAAUGCUGGCUUCUCUGCUGUUGACGUUCACAUGACCGACAUCAUCUCCGGCCGUGUAUCCCUCUCCAGCUUCGUUGGUCUCGCCGCCUGCGGUGGUUUCUCGUACGGUGAUGUCCUGGGUGCUGGUCAGGGUUGGGCCAAGUCUGUCCUGCUGCACGAGAACACCCGCAACGAAUUCCAGUCCUUCUUCCAGCGUCCCGACACUUUCGCUCUUGGUGUCUGCAACGGUUGCCAGUUCCUUUCCCGUCUUAAGGAUCUGAUCCCUGGCGCUCAGAACUGGCCCAGCUUCGAGCGGAACGCCAGCGAACAGUACGAAGGUCGUGUCUGCAUGGUCCGCGUCUCCGACCCCAAUCCUUCCCGCCCCAGUGUCUUCCUGCACGGCAUGAACGGCUCCUCUCUCCCCAUCGCAGUCGCCCACGGAGAGGGUCGCGCCUCGUUCGCUCCCGCUUCCGGCACCACCCCUCAAUCGUUCGUCAACGACGGCGGUGCUGUCGUCCAGUAUGUCGACACUGCCACCCUCAAGCCGACCAUGAAGUACCCUGCCAACCCCAACGGCAGUCCCGAGGGUAUUGCGGGUAUCCGCAACGCUGAUGGUCGUGUCUUGGCUAUCAUGCCUCAUCCCGAGCGUACUGUUCUGGGUGGUAUUGCCAGCUAUCUGCCUAGCAAGGCUGAGGAGUGGGGUGACAUUGGUCCUUGGGGCCGUGUCUUCUACAGCGCCAGAAGAUGGGUUGGUUAA
Messenger RNA from Aspergillus luchuensis, 3846 nucleotides. Its product is annotated as phosphoribosylformylglycinamidine synthase. NCBI's taxonomy places the organism in Eukaryota, Fungi, Ascomycota, Eurotiomycetes, Eurotiales, Aspergillaceae. The record is from RefSeq and is a predicted model, not a curated record. The transcript has 2 exons. Bases 1 to 3846 code for a protein of 1281 amino acids. Gene Ontology annotation, biological process: 'de novo' IMP biosynthetic process. Gene Ontology annotation, molecular function: phosphoribosylformylglycinamidine synthase activity.